UGUCAGUGCCACCGUCAUUGAGCCGUCACCUGUCCUGAAACAAAACAUUGAAAAUCCAUUUUUAAUUAGCAUGGCACCAUAAAAAUCCGAACCUAACUAUUAUUAAAGUGCAGUGUAUAAAUUAGCAAAACACCACAAUGUUUGCCAAGCCUUUCAAGGUCAAAUCCAACAACAGCCUUAAGAAUUCAGAAAAGAAGCACCUAGUGCAGCGGAUACUAGAUGAGUUCCCCACGGCGACAGAAGAGGUGGCGAAAGAGCUGGUGCCCAUGAAGAGCAGUUGUAGCUGCGUGAAGGUGACGGCGCACAGCGGGGAGGUGGUGGACGUGUACGUGGUGGGCGGGGCGGCGCUGCUGCUGGAGGCGCGGGGCGCGCUGGUGCCGACGGUGGCGGCGCUGUGGCGCGCGCCGCGCCUGCUGCCCGCGCUCACCGUGCACGACCCCGUGCUGGCUAAGAUCCAAGGAGGUGCUCCAUUGUACCUGCCGGGCGUGGUGAUACCGACUGGAGGCACCGGCUUCCCUAUGUUUGAGCGUGGCACCCCUGUAGCACUGCGGACAACUGACAAUGUGGCUGCUGCAGCUGUAGGACGUGCUGUGCUUGCGUCAGGGGAGAUGCUGAUGAAAGUCGGCGGGGUAUGCGUGGAAAUGGUCCACUGGGUGGGCGACACGUUGAGUCGCGAGUUCAAGUUCGGCCGGCUCGAGAGACCGCGGGCCGACCCCGCCCUGGUCGCCGCUCCGCCUCCGUCCGCCGGGGACGGACUCGCCGACCGGUUACAUCAGGUGCACAUCAAGCGGGAGGAGUGGCCGGCGCUCGGGCGCGGGGCCGCCCCCGCGCCGGCCCCCGCGCCGGCCCCCGCCCCCGCGCCGGCCCCCGCGCCGGCCCCCGCCCCCGCGCCGGCCCCCGCGCCGGCCCCCGCCCCCGCGCCGGCCCCCGCGCCGGCCCCCGCCCCCGCGCCGGCCCCCGCGCCGGCCGCCGCCCCCGCGCCGGCCCCCGCGCCGGCCCCCGCGCCGGCCCCCGCGCCGGCCGCCGCCCCCGCGCCGGCCCCCGCGCCGGCCCCCGCCCCCGCGCCGGCCCCCGCGCCGGCCCCCGCCCCCGCGCCGGCCCCCGCGCCGGCCCCCGCCCCCGCGCCGGCCCCCGCGCCGGCCGCCGCCCCCGCGCCGGCCCCCGCGCCGGCCCCCGCGCCGGCCGCCGCCCCCGCGCCGGCCCCCGCGCCGGCCCCCGCCCCCGCGCCGGCCCCCGCGCCGGCCCCCGCCCCCGCGCCGGCCCCCGCGCCGGCCCCCGCCCCCGCGCCGGCCCCCGCGCCGGCCGCCGCCCCCGCGCCGGCCCCCGCGCCGGCCCCCGCGCCGGCCCCCGCGCCGGCCGCCGCCCCCGCGCCGGCCCCCGCGCCGGCCCCCGCCCCCGCGCCGGCGCUACACACGGGGGCGCCGGAAACUGAUACACACAUUUUCCUAAUGUCAUCAGCAGAACCCAUGGAGGGAGGAGACGACGGGAUUCCUAAGGACAUGGACGGAUUGCUGGAGUGGGCGAUGCUGGGCUUCCUCAAGUUACACGCGAAGAGUGUGGAACUGCCAUUACUCUCCAGUCUGCUCUAUAGGAAUUAUUUGUUACCCCUCUGUCCCCCGGAUCGAACGAUGGACGUCAAAAAGUCCUCCUAUAAAAAAGUGGGGAAGUUCUUAGAAGCUAUGCAAAAGGAGGGCUACCUCCAAGUCCGCGAGCUGGAGAAGGGCGUGGACGCCGUGACCGCGCUGAACGCGCUGCACCCGCGCGUGCGCAGCCACGCCCCGCCCGCGCCAGCCCCGCCCGCCGCCGCCGAGGCGGACGACGACGAUGGCGUGGAGUACUCGCCGCCGCAGGUGCGGGAGAUGUUCUCUGUCACUGCCGCAGUUUCCGACUUAUUGUCGCUCAAAAAGGGCUCCCUCCUCUCGGCCGCCGAGCUGCGCACUUCGCUGACAGAGUACGUGAAGGCACGAGGGCUGACAGCGCCCGCGCAGAAAGGUGCCGUCGUACUGGAUGCCACGCUCGCCAGGGUUCUGCAGGCGCAAGAACAGGAGAUCAUAAAAUGGGACGCACUAAUGGCGGGCGUGCAGGCCAAGCUCACGCCGUGCACGGAGAUGAAGUUCGCGGACGGCACGUCCAGACUCACCAAGGCCAAGUUGGACCCCAUACGGAUGCAGGUCGUCAACCGCAGCGGGAACAAGAAGGUGACGCUAGUAUCAAACCUGGAGGCCUUCGGCUUCACCCUGCCAGAGUUAGCCCGAGCCUGCCAGCGAGGCGUGGCGGCCUCCUGCGGCGUCACGCGCUCGCCCGGCUCCAAAUACGACCAGCUCAUGCUGCAGGGCGAUCAGCAAUACUAUGUGGCCAGACUGCUAAUAGAGAAGUAUGGCCUACCCAAGAAGUUCGUAGAAGGAGCCGACAAGGCACUCAAGAAGAAGAAGGGCAGCUAACCUCCGCACCACAUUCACCACUACUGACCCGUGAUACUAACUGUGUAAGAAAGGAUCAAUAAAAAUAUGAACUGCUUAAAA
Cydia fagiglandana is the source of this 2522-nucleotide messenger RNA. It is a transcript of the gene eIF2D, whose product is annotated as eukaryotic translation initiation factor 2D-like. Gene Ontology annotation, molecular function: translation initiation factor activity. The record is from RefSeq and is a predicted model, not a curated record. The transcript is spliced from 12 exons. The coding region runs from base 138 to 2441 and encodes 767 amino acids. NCBI's taxonomy places the organism in Eukaryota, Metazoa, Arthropoda, Insecta, Lepidoptera, Tortricidae. Gene Ontology annotation, biological process: formation of translation preinitiation complex; translational initiation.